This is a messenger RNA of Megalops cyprinoides (Indo-Pacific tarpon), 1971 nucleotides long. RefSeq names its product aryl hydrocarbon receptor repressor-like. The transcript is spliced from 8 exons. The coding region runs from base 1 to 1971 and encodes 656 amino acids. Gene Ontology annotation, cellular component: aryl hydrocarbon receptor complex; nucleus. Gene Ontology annotation, molecular function: transcription cis-regulatory region binding; protein dimerization activity; nuclear receptor activity. Gene Ontology annotation, biological process: regulation of transcription by RNA polymerase II. NCBI's taxonomy places the organism in Eukaryota, Metazoa, Chordata, Actinopteri, Elopiformes, Megalopidae. The record is from RefSeq and is a predicted model, not a curated record.
AUGAUUCCACCGGGGGAUUGCCUGUACGCCGGCAGAAAAAGACGGAAGCCCAUUCAGAAACAGAAGGCAACGCCGGCGAGCCAGAAGUCCAACCCGUCCAAGCGGCACCGGGACCGGCUGAACGCGGAGCUGGACCGGCUGGCCAGCCUGCUGCCGCUCCCCCCGGAUGUCAUCUCCAAACUAGACAAGCUCUCCGUGCUGCGGCUCAGCGUCAGCUACCUCAAGGUCAAGAGCUUCUUCCAAGCCGCCCUUCAGGACAAGUCACCCCCAAAAUACGUGUGCCCCUCAGAAAACCCCGGUUCUAGGAAGGAGAGCCCAGAAGCCAGGUUCAGUGUGUGUGAAAGUGACCUCUUACUGGAGGCCUUGACUGGUUUCGCUCUGGUAGUGAGCACAGACGGAAUGAUCUUUUAUGCCUCGUCCACCAUCGUCGACUACCUGGGCUUCCAUCAGACUGAUGUGAUGCACCAGAACGUCUUUGAUUACAUCCAUGUGGACGACCGGCAGGAGUUCCAGCGACAGCUCCACUGGGCCAUGAACCCCACUCAGCAGGUGGCGGGAGUGGACCCCAACUUGGCGGCGGGGCCCGGUGAGGACUACAUGGUCAGCAGUCUCUUCAGCUCUCAGGAGAUAGACGGCGUUCCCCCAGAGAUCUCCCCCUUCCUCACACGCUGCUUCAUGUCUCGAGUUCGCUGCCUGCUGGACAGCACGUCAGGCUUCCUGACCAUACAGUUUCAGGGACGUCUGAAGUUCCUCCAGGGCCAAAAGAAGAGGUCUCCAUCGGGUACGCUCCUGCCCCCCCAGCUGGCCCUUUUCGCCGUGGCCAUACCCCUCCUGUCGCCCCCCAUGACUGAGAUGAAGAUGAAGAGUGCGAUGAUGAGGAGCAAACACAAGAACGCGGUCUUCUCCGCUCAGGAUCUGAGUGAGAGGAAGUACCAGGGUUUGGGCAAGAUGGAGGAGGAUGGGGGCACCCUCCUCUUAGGCUGCAGUGGCACCACAUCCAGACAGCAACACUAUGCUGUCCCCUGGACACCCCUAUCCAAAGAGGGCCUCCGAUUCAGGAAUGAGGGGUACUACCCCCAGGAAGAGCCCUUAAACCUGAACUGCAAGUCCUCUGCAAGCGGACAGAGGGGCGCGACCCUGGAGCCCUCGUGGGCGGGGCGUGCGGCUAUGGGGGCGGGGAGGAUGGGGCCGAACGCAUUCCUCCAAAAGCCUGGCCUGUCCGGCAAGCCUGGAGGGUACCGCCUGUCUCCCAGCUGCCACGGUGACGGCAGUGAUGUCACCCUCAGUAAGAUGUACGGUGGCCUACUGCAGCUGGGGGCCGAGAGUUUCCCUGGGGGGGGCGUGAAGGUCGAGAACAGCUACAGCGAGUGCUACGACGGCCGCCCGCCGCCAGAAGCUGCCGUCAAGACCGAGCGCGACUCAGACUCCGAGAACGGCUGCGUCCUCUUCGGCGCCGCCCACGGUGGGGCGUGGCCGCGCAAGGAGCGGGCGGAGCGGCGCUUCGGGCCGGCCUACGGCGAGAGCCCCCUGCUGAAGACGGAGGCGGGGUACUACGAGCCCUACGCACCCUGCCAGAGGGGCAAGGCCGGGCUCAGCUCUGCGUUUGGCUCCAACCUGGCCGUCGGGGGCAGCCGGCCCCUCAAGUGUGUCCUGAACAGAGACCUGGCCCUGUUCGGCCCGCAGCGGCCCGACCCCCAGUGCAGCAGCCAGGGCAUGAACUGCAUCGACCCCCACAUGUAUGGGAACAGUGGGACAGAUCAGAAGGGCUUCCUGCCGCAGGAUUACAAGCUCACCUACGAGUUCAGGAGCCACAGCCUGGUUCACUCCAUCAAACAGGAGCCCCUGGACUCGCCACCCUGGUCUGAUGGCAGCCAGGACAUUAGCCAAGCAUCCCUACUACGCAGCAUCAUGCCUAACUGUGUCAUGAACACAGUAGGGAGCAAAUCAAAUCCAUAUGGCUACAUGCAGUAA